AUGGCCCGGUCAGCCCGGGCAGCCCCUACUGUCAACGCUAAACGUGUCGGUGGAAAACCUGCCGUUAUCAGCUAUCAUAUCACGUGUCAUCUCAACGCUAAUAAGAUUAUGCAGUCACCAAGAAGAUUUUCGGUUGUUUCAGGUGACUCAGAUGAUCCAUAUGAUUAUAACAAGUGUACAAGACUUUCUUACCUCUCUAAAGUCAUGCAAUCGUGGAAGUCUUUGUACCACAACCAGGAAAUGGUUGAUAUCACUUUACUUAUUGGCGGUAGCAAGACAGAAUUCAAAGCUCACAAAGUGGUGCUGUGCGCACACAGUGACUUCCUAAAGAAAAUGUUGACUAGUCCAAUGAAGGAAGCUCAAGAGAAUACAAUCGAGUUUCCUGAAGCUGAUGAAACAGCAUUCGGAGCACUUCUUGAGUUUUUCUACACAGGAGAUGUUCCAGUCGACAAAUCCUUUAUAUGUGAACUCAUAGAACUUUCCGAAGAUGCAUGUGAAUAUCUUAUGUUUUCCACCAAGCCAUCAGCUGAUGAGCAGUUCUAUAAAAAUUGCUUCCAAUGGAUCGAAGAUCACGCUGCUAAAGUUCUCUGCACAGAUGGUUUUGCAGAGCACAUGUCGGUAGAGGAAGUACAAAAGAUAGUCGCUAGUAACAGCCUGAAUCUAAAGGAAAUUCAGUUAUUUGAAGGAUUUAAGCGAUGGAUUGAACAUGAUGUCUCAAGACGAGAGGAUGGUAAAGUAAUAGCAAAAUUUCUGCGCUUGCCAAUGAUGAACGUAAGCGAUUUGAUGGGUUGUGUAAAAGCCAGCGGUCUUGUCCAAUCUGAUGCUAUAAUUGAGGCUCUAGAGUCGUUACUGCAACCGUCGGUUGACAAUCCAUAUGAAAUCGACUCACUUCAUGCCAAUUUACGGGUGCCAUCUGCACGUCUUGCAAGUCUUUAA
Molecule: messenger RNA, 936 nt
Organism: Corticium candelabrum
Lineage: Eukaryota; Metazoa; Porifera; Homoscleromorpha; Homosclerophorida; Plakinidae
Product: BTB/POZ domain-containing protein 9-like
Exons: 3
Coding region: 1-936 (311 amino acids)
Biological process (GO): modulation of chemical synaptic transmission; adult locomotory behavior; circadian behavior
Cellular component (GO): cytoplasm
Molecular function (GO): protein binding
Source: RefSeq, a predicted model, not a curated record